Molecule: messenger RNA, 2070 nt
Organism: Daldinia vernicosa
Lineage: Eukaryota; Fungi; Ascomycota; Sordariomycetes; Xylariales; Hypoxylaceae
Product: ARM repeat-containing protein
Exons: 2
Coding region: 1-2070 (689 amino acids)
Source: RefSeq, a predicted model, not a curated record
AUGGACAAGCUGAGCAACGUGGAGCAGACGCAGCUCAUCUUAGCCCGGUUGAUGGAAGGUGGUCAAGAAGACGACGAGACUUGUCGCGAACUUGAUCGCCUUACCAAGUUGUUAAACGACGAUGCUAAAGCUAAAAAUGAGAACCAAUCUAUCUGCGACGUCAUCGACGACGUAUGUGUCGAUACAAUACUUGGUUAUCUCGACAUGAGACAAGCAGAUUCGGUCCGCGGUCACGCCAUCUUGACCGCUUCGGCGUAUCUUAAAGCGGCCGGGGAUAAAGGGAAAGACGCUCUUCGCAAGUUCUUUUUCGACCGAAUCCAAAGAGGGACUUACGACGACUAUAUCGUCGCCUUUUGUGUCGCUGCCGCUAUAUUCCCCAUCGCCCCGGACGUAACGGCUGACAUAUUCCUCAACGAAGGCUUCUUACCCACAUUGGACCCCUUGAUGCGACGAAAAUGGAAAAGCAGAAAGGUCGAGACGGCAUGUCUGGAAAUGCUCAACGCUGCUUCCAUGCAUCCGUCGUGUCGCGAAGCUAUCAAUAAGUACUGCGCUGACUGGCUGGAAGAGGUUGUCGACCAAGAUCCGGACGAAUUAGCUAAGGCCACCUACACGGCAGACCCUCAGAUUCAGGUUACAGAAGGUUCGAUCGCCAUGAGGAGACACUCGGUAGCAGUUCAAAACCUGGCCGCGGUUGUCUUGGCGAAAUUGAGGGCGGUGCCAUCGUCGGCGCAACAAACGGCAGAAGGAUCCGAAAGUAGGAUACAACAAGCGAACACCAGUAUCGAAGACCUAUCAAAGAUGUUCAGUACGAUGAUACUAAAGGACCCGGAGAGUGACAAACGGUAUUCGGUGGAGGGCUUAGCUUACGCGACAAUUCAACCUGGAAUCAAGGAAGAGGUCGCACACGACACGAAGCUUUUGAAGGCUCUGGUCAAGAUCUUGAGUGAUGCUCCUGUAAAGUCGCCGCUUACUUACGGAGCUUUAAGCAUCUUUGUGAAUCUAACUCGCUAUCAACCAGUGCAAUCUGAGGAGGAGAAGAAAAUGACUCAGCUGAAGGCAUACGCCAACGCUGCCGGAAAGCUGGGAGCACCAAACCCGCUAAACGAUGACAACCACGUCACGGAACGGUGUAUGCGGGUUUUCGAAGCCGGUCUCGUACCCGUUCUAGUAACCCAUAGUAGGCACGGUUCGGUUGCCUCGCUUAACCUCAUCGUGUCGAUUAUCUCUGCAUUGUCAGUUACGGCCAGCUUACGGGGCCAGCUAUCGCAACAAGGUGCCGUUAACCUUCUUAUCGCGGCCGCCUCGGCUCUACCAGAUUCCGAAUCGCAAGCAAAACGAACAGCAGCCCAAGCGCUCGCUCGUAUACUAAUCAGCACAAACCCCGCCCUCGUAUUCGGCGGCACGCGCGCUCGUCCGCAGAACUCGGCAAUCCGGCCGCUCGUCUAUAUACUCACUCCUGACCCCACAACCGAAACCCGAGAUCUCUUACCGACGUUCGAGGCGCUGAUGGCGCUUACUAAUUUAGCAUCUACGGACGACGAUACACGAGUGACGAUUAUUCGUAACGCAUGGCCAGAGAUCGAGGAGUUGAUGUUAUCAUCCAACAAUCGAGUAUCAAAAGCUGCCGUGGAAUUAAUAUGCAACCUGGUGCAGUCCGUCGAGGGUAUCGCUCAGUACGCGGACGAUACCCCACAAGCCGCUAACCGGUUGCAUAUUUUACUCGCACUUGCGGACGCAGAGGAUGAAGGAACGAGGAGCGCCGCCGGUGGUGCUUUGGCAUCUCUCACGGCAUACGACGCCGUUGUGACCGGCAUUCUCAAAAGGAGGCGCGGGGUCGAAGCGGUCCUGGGUUUAUGCGGCGAGAAGAGCGAAGAUCUGCGGCAUCGAGGGGCAUUUGUUGUGUACAACAUGGUUGCAUGCGAGGGAGAAGCAGGUAAGGCGGCACGGAAGGAGAUCAAGGAGAAGAACGGAAUUGAGGUUUUAAAGGAGUGCACGAAGAGUAGUCGGAGGGCCGAAGUUGUCGAGGUCACGGUUCAGGCUCUAAAGGUCUUACUUGAGCAGCAGGAUUAG